Molecule: messenger RNA, 318 nt
Organism: Pelobates cultripes (western spadefoot toad)
Lineage: Eukaryota; Metazoa; Chordata; Amphibia; Anura; Pelobatidae
Source: the annotation of a GenBank genome assembly
AUGGGGCGCUAUUACACUGCAUCCAGAGGCUGCACACUCCAAAAAUCCCCUGAGACUGGUGAACUGUUCCGCCAGGCCCUGGGACUUGUGCUCCCAAGAGCACCCCUACGGGAGCCCUCACCUUCUUCAGAACACAGUCCUGCGCAGGUCAUACCUAACUUGGUGAAGACAACAGUGGCUGGGUCAAGCUUGAUGGUAGCAGCUACUCUACAUCCCUCACAAGCCACAGGUACAAGACCUCCUAUGCCACAGUUUAGGCCUGCUAGAGUAGAGGCUAGGGCCACAUGCUGCCUGACACUUCAGGGGCAGAUGACUUGA